AUGGAAGAAGAAAUCGCAGCAUUAGUUAUUGAUAACGGCUCUGGUAUGUGCAAGGCCGGUUUCGCCGGUGAUGAUGCCCCUAGAGCUGUUUUCCCAUCUAUCGUCGGUAGACCUCGUCACCACGGUAUCAUGGUGGGUAUGGGUCAAAAGGACUCCUAUGUUGGUGAUGAAGCUCAAAGCAAGCGUGGUAUUUUGACUUUGAAGUACCCCAUUGAACAUGGUAUCGUCAACAACUGGGAUGAUAUGGAAAAAAUCUGGCACCACACCUUCUACAACGAGUUGCGUGUUGCUCCCGAAGAGCACCCCUGCUUGUUAACUGAAGCUCCCUUGAACCCCAAGUCUAACCGUGAAAAGAUGACUCAAAUCAUCUUUGAAACCUUCAAUGCUCCCGCCUUUUACGUUUCUAUUCAAGCCGUCUUGUCCUUGUACGCUUCCGGUCGUACCACUGGUAUCGUUUUGGACUCCGGUGAUGGUGUCACUCACACCGUUCCUAUUUAUGAAGGUUAUGCUCUUCCUCAUGCCAUUAUGCGCCUUGACCUUGCCGGUCGUGACUUGACUGAUUACCUUAUGAAGAUCCUUAUGGAACGUGGUUACACUUUCUCUACCACUGCCGAACGUGAAAUUGUUCGUGAUAUUAAGGAGAAGCUCUGCUAUGUUGCCUUGGACUUUGAACAAGAACUUCAAACCGCUGCUCAAUCUUCUUCUCUCGAGAAGUCUUAUGAACUUCCUGACGGCCAAGUUAUCACCAUUGGUAACGAGCGUUUCCGUGCUCCCGAAGCUAUGUUCCAACCUUCUGUUUUGGGUCUUGAAAACGCUGGUGUUCAUGAAGCUACUUAUAACUCUAUUAUGAAGUGUGAUGUUGAUAUUCGUAAAGAUUUGUAUGGUAACGUUGUUAUGUCUGGUGGUACUACUAUGUACCCUGGUAUCGCCGAUCGUAUGCAGAAGGAAAUUCAAGCUCUUGCUCCUAGCUCCAUGAAGGUUAAGAUUGUUGCUCCCCCCGAGCGUAAGUAUUCUGUCUGGAUUGGUGGUUCCAUUCUUGCCUCUCUUUCUACUUUCCAACAAAUGUGGAUCUCCAAGCAGGAAUACGAUGAGAGCGGUCCUGGCAUCGUUUACCGCAAGUGCUUCUAA
Molecule: messenger RNA, 1128 nt
Organism: Schizosaccharomyces osmophilus
Lineage: Eukaryota; Fungi; Ascomycota; Schizosaccharomycetes; Schizosaccharomycetales; Schizosaccharomycetaceae
Gene: act1
Product: actin Act1
Exons: 1
Coding region: 1-1128 (375 amino acids)
Source: RefSeq, a predicted model, not a curated record